Molecule: messenger RNA, 1984 nt
Organism: Nicotiana attenuata
Lineage: Eukaryota; Viridiplantae; Streptophyta; Magnoliopsida; Solanales; Solanaceae
Product: hydroxymethylglutaryl-CoA synthase-like
Exons: 12
Coding region: 323-1711 (462 amino acids)
Biological process (GO): acetyl-CoA metabolic process
Molecular function (GO): hydroxymethylglutaryl-CoA synthase activity
Source: RefSeq, a predicted model, not a curated record
ACAAGUAAUUAUCCUAUUUUGGAAAAUGAUGGGUAGUCAUGACGUCUGCAUUUGAGGGGGGGAGGGGGUGCGAUAGUAGUAUAUAAAUCGAACGGAAACAUGCGAAGGCUUCUCAACACACAACAACUCCACUCAUCUUCUUUCUACCUUAGAGAAUCACUCGGACGUCUCUCUCUCUCUCUCUUUCCGACCUUCUAGGAUUUCGUCUUGAACAUUCUCCUCGCCGGAGAACGAAAGAAACACCGGCGUCCGGUGAUUGAAGGUUUACUUUUUUUAUCUUGUUAAUUUCUGUGCUCAAAGUUUACAGUUGAAACAAUCGGAAAUGGCUUCUCAACCGAAGAAUGUCGGAAUUCUCGCCAUGGAGAUUUACUUUCCUCCUACUUGCCUUCAGCAGGAAGUAUUGGAGGCUCAUGAUGGAGCAAGCAAAGGCAAGUAUACAAUUGGUCUUGGACAAGAUUGCAUGGGCUUUUGCACUGAGGUUGAAGAUGUUAUAUCGAUGAGCUUGACAGCUGUUACUUCCCUUCUGGAGAAGUAUGCUAUUGAUCCAAAGCAAAUUGGUCGGCUAGAGGUUGGAAGUGAAACUGUUAUUGACAAGAGCAAAUCCAUCAAGACAUUUUUAAUGCAAAUAUUUGAGAAACAUGGGAAUACUGACAUUGAAGGAGUUGACUCAACUAAUGCCUGCUAUGGGGGAACUGCUGCAUUGUUCAACUGCGUAAAUUGGGUGGAAAGCUCAUCAUGGGAUGGACGCUAUGGACUUGUAGUAUGCACAGACAGUGCGGUCUAUGCAGAGGGACCUGCUCGGCCCACUGGAGGAGCUGCAGCCAUUGCUAUGCUUGUGGGGCCUGAUGCUCCUAUAGUGUUUGAAAGCAAGAUCAGGGCUAGCCAUAUGUCCCAUGCCUAUGAUUUUUACAAGCCCAUCCUUGACAGUGAAUAUCCAGUGGUUGAUGGUAAACUUUCACAAACCUGUUAUCUCAUGGCACUUGAUUCUUGCUACAAGAGUUUAUGCAACAAAUAUGAGAAAUUGGAAGGCAAGCAAUUCUCAAUGACUGAUGCAGCCUACUUUGUUUUCCAUUCACCAUACAACAAGCUCGUGCAGAAGAGCUUUGGUCGAUUGCUGUUCAACGACUUUCUAAGGAAUGCUAGCUCUGUUGAUGAGUCUGCCAAACAAAUUCUAGCUCCGUUUGAAUCCUUAACCGGUGAUGAAAGCUACCAAAGCCGUGAUCUUGAGAAGGCAUCCCAGCAAGUUGCUAAACCGUUUUAUGACCAGAAGGUGCAACCUAUCACAUUGAUACCAAAACAAGUUGGCAACAUGUACACCGCGUCUCUCUAUGCUGCUUUUGCAUCCCUCAUUCACAAUAAGCACAACACAUUGGCUGGUCAGAGGGCAAUCAUGUUCUCCUAUGGGAGUGGUUUGACUGCAACAAUGUUUUCACUAAAGUUUAACGAAGGUCAACAUCCUUUUAGUUUGUCAAACAUCGCAAGUGUGAUGAAUGUUGCGGAGAAGUUGGAAUCGAGACAUGAGUUCACUCCUGAAAAAUUCGUCGAAAUAAUGAAACUAAUGGAGCACAGAUAUGGUGCCAAGAACUUUGUGACCAGCAAGGAUUGCAGCCUUCUCGCCCCAGGAACCUACUACCUAACAGAGGUUGAUUCCAAGUACAGAAGAUUUUAUGCACAGAAGGCUCCCGAACAUGGACUGAUCAACAGACACUAGGAGACUGAACAAGGUCCUUGCACGGUGUAAGGACAUGUAGUUGGUUCGUGCUCUUUUAGUUCUUGUCAGCGCAUAGAAGAAUAACUAGUGCAUCCGCAGAUUUGAUUGUUAUUACAUAUUGUUUCUUUUCCAGAAUAGAUCCUAUGCCUUUGUUUCUUUCCCCAACAAAUUCUAAUGUUCAGUGUAAUCUGUCUCCACCUGUUUGUGAAAUUAUUGUAGAUGAUUGUAGAAGUCAUCAAACCUAGUCUUGAUUGAAAUUCAUUAAUUUUCUCA